AUGCUUAGUAUCUUCAAAAAAAACCUCCGGCGACUCUGCUCAAAGUUCCGGUGGCCAAUGCGCCGUCGUUCAAAACCGAAAGUCAUUAUCAAAAGGUUCGGGAAAUUGAAUUCCAGAACUCAAGAUAUAUCAAACACAAAUGGGUCAGCCACAAUUCAUCCAAAUAAUCAUUUGGGGAAAUCAGAAACCCCAAUCCGAAUCGCAACUUUUAAUGCCGCUUUGUUCUCCAUGGCACCAGUAGUUCCAGAGUUGAAUGGAAAAGCUUCUAGCUUUGACUAUGGCGAAGACGAACAAGAUUACAGUAGUAAGCAAUCACCAUUACAUUCAAGUAGCUCCAUGAGCAGUUCAGAAACUGUAUCAAAACAACAUAAAUUCGCAAAAUCAAAGCUAAGAGUUUCAAUCAAUUUACCCGACAACGAGAUCUCACCGAAGCGAAGUAGGCAGUUAAGCUUCGCCAUAGACGAAACGAAAGAAGGCCCGAGUUCAAAAACUAUUAAUUCGAAGGGUAUAAGUAGGAUUUUGAAAGGGAAAGGUGUUUUAAGAUCACAAAUCAGUUUUUCUUCAAAAUAA
Molecule: messenger RNA, 570 nt
Organism: Lactuca saligna
Lineage: Eukaryota; Viridiplantae; Streptophyta; Magnoliopsida; Asterales; Asteraceae
Source: the annotation of a GenBank genome assembly